This is a messenger RNA of Theobroma cacao (cacao), 3454 nucleotides long. Its product is annotated as calcium-transporting ATPase 12, plasma membrane-type-like. The record is from RefSeq and is a predicted model, not a curated record. NCBI's taxonomy places the organism in Eukaryota, Viridiplantae, Streptophyta, Magnoliopsida, Malvales, Malvaceae. Gene Ontology annotation, biological process: calcium ion transmembrane transport. Gene Ontology annotation, molecular function: P-type calcium transporter activity; ATP hydrolysis activity; ATP binding. Gene Ontology annotation, cellular component: intracellular membrane-bounded organelle; plasma membrane.
UGAUCGUUCAUGCUAUAUAAAUACUGUAACGGUUUUUGGUCGAGGAAGCUACAGUGCAACUUCCUUGACGCGUUUACUUCAUCUUUGAUGACGAGAAUCGAAUCGUCGCUAUAAAACCUGUACAUGUUCCUUCUCUAAGCCCAGAGCAAAACCCUCUCUUCCUUUCUGUUUUUUUUUUUCCUCUUACUGCAUGUCUCUCAGGUCGCGAAAACCGAGCGAAUUCCCCUCCAUGCUCCUCCAAGAAGACCCUCCGCCGCCAGCUUCGAAGCACUACAGACGAAGGUGGCGGGUAGCGGUUACGGCCAUAACCGUGACUAGGUUUCUCGUUGGCUUGACUAAGAAAGUUGUGGAAAAAAAUGCCGAGCUUUUGCGAUCCCUCUCUUUCGUUACCAUCGACAUUGAAGGAAGUGGCGACGAACUUGUGCCUAUCCUCGACGUCGAUCCUCAGGGUCUUGCCAAGAUGGUGAAAGAGAAGAGCUUGCAGAGUUUGACUGAUCAGUAUGGAGGAGUUAAGCAGGUUGCCACGCUCCUUCAAAGUGAUUUGAAGAAGGGAAUAAAUGGUGAGGAGAUCGACCUUGUGCUUCGAACUAAAGUUUUUGGUGCAAAUAAGUACCAGAAACAACCUGCGAAAAGCUUCUUUAGCUUUGUUCUGGAAGCAGUCAAAGAUACAAUCAUUAUCAUACUUUUGGUCUGUGCUGUCCUCUCUCUAGCCUUUGGAAUCAAACGGCAUGGCCCGAAAGAGGGGUGGUAUGAUGGUGGGAGCAUCAUUGUAGCUGUCUUCCUGGUUGUCGUCGUCUCUGCUGUGAGUAAUUACAGGCAGAGUAAACAGUUUGAAGAGCUCUCUCAUGAAAGCAGUGACAUUCGUGUGCAAGUGGUGAGAGACGGGAGACACCAUCCUGUAUCAAUCUUUAAACUUGUGGUGGGCGAUCUCGUGUCUUUGAAGAUUGGUGAUCAGAUUCCAGCUGAUGGUUUGUUUGUUGAGGGCCAUUCGUUGAAGGUUGAUGAGUCCAGUAUGACAGGAGAAAGUGAUCAUGUUGAGGUUAAUGAGAAGAACCCCUUUUUGCUUUCGGGUACGAAGGUGACCGAUGGCUAUGGCUACAUGUUAGUCACUUCUGUUGGCAUGAACACAGCAUGGGGUGAGAUGAUGAGUUCUAUACGGCGUGACUUGAAUGAGGAGACCCCAUUGCAAGCCCGCCUCAGCAAGCUGACUACUUAUAUUGGGAACAUUGGAUUGUCUGUGGCAAUACUUGUUCUUUUGGUUUUGCUUAUCCGUUACUUUACAGGACACACCAAAGAUGAGAAUGGGAAAAGCCAAUACAAUGGAAGCAAGACCAAGUUUGAUGAUGUGAUGGACUCAGUUGUUGGUAUCGUUGCAGCAGCAGUCACGAUUGUAGUUGUGGCAAUUCCAGAAGGUUUGCCCCUUGCUGUCACUCUAACACUGGCUUAUUCGAUGAAGCGGAUGAUGAGGGAUAAUGCCAUGGUUCGGAAACUCUCUGCUUGUGAGACCAUGGGCUCAGCCACCAUAAUCUGCACUGAUAAGACUGGCACCCUUACAUUAAACGAGAUGAAGGUUACGGAGUUUUUGCUUGGCAAAGAAUCUAUCGAUAAUUCUCCGAGCUCAGAAAUAGCAGCUAACAUCCUCCAAUUACUAAGUGAAGGGGUUGGCUUAAACACCACUGGCACUGUUUAUAAACCUAAUUCCACAUCAGUUCCUGAAAUUUAUGCUAGUCCAACUGAGAAAGCAAUACUUUCCUGGGCUGUGAUGGAUUUGGGCUUGAAUAUUGACGAACCAAAACAAAGUUGUGAACAUAUCCAUGUUGAGGCCUUCAAUUCAGAGAAAAAAAGAAGCGGAGUUCUAAUAAGGAGAAGCAAUGACAGAGUGCUAGCAACUCACUGGAAGGGAGCUGCUGAAAUGAUACUAGCCAUGUGUUCAUAUUAUUAUGACAAAAAUGGGAUAUCAAAUUCCAUGAAUGAUGAAGAAAGGAUGCAGAUUGGAAAGGUUAUUGAGAGUAUGGCAGAUAAAAGCUUGAGGUGUAUUGCCUUUGCACACACAAAUGUUAUACAAGAAAAUGAACAGAUUUCUACAAAGCUUGAAGAAACAGGACUGACGUGGUUGGGGCUUGUUGGCCUGAAGGACCCAUGUCGGCCAGGUGUCAAAGAAGCAGUAGAAUCUUGCAAAAAAGCGGGAGUAAACAUCAAAAUGAUCACCGGAGACAACAUGCAUACAGCAAAGGCCAUAGCUUUUGAAUGUGGAAUUCUCGAUUCUCAUGACAAUUUGCACGAUGAAGCGGUAGUAGAAGGUGUACAAUUCAGAAAUUACUCACCUGAAGAAAGAAAGAAAAAGGUUGAAAAUAUCCUAGUAAUGGCAAGAUCAUCACCUUUUGACAAACUUCUAAUGGUACAGAGCUUGAAGAAGAAUGGCCAUGUGGUAGCAGUCACUGGAGAUGGUACCAAUGAUGCUCCUGCUUUAAAAGAAGCAGACAUUGGGCUUUCCAUGGGUAUUCAAGGAACUGAAGUGGCAAAAGAGAGCUCAGAUAUUGUCAUUUUGGAUGAUAACUUCACCUCUGUGGCAACAGUUUUGAGGUGGGGUCGAUGUGUCUACAACAACAUCCAAAAGUUUAUUCAAUUUCAGCUGACAGUGAAUGUUGCUGCCUUGGUCAUCAACUUUGUCGCUGCUGUCUCUUCUGGCGAAGUCCCACUAACUGCAGUCCAGCUAUUGUGGGUGAACCUCAUAAUGGACACUUUAGGCGCACUAGCCUUGGCCACUGAGCAACCUACCAAUGAUCUCUUGAAAAAGCCACCUGUGGGUAGAACUGAGCCACUUAUUACCAGAGUUAUGUGGAGGAACCUCAUUGCUCAAGCCCUUUAUCAGGUAGCUAUCUUACUGAUCUUACAAUUUAAAGGUAAAUCCAUUUUCGGUGUGGCUGAGAAGGUUAAAGAUACCCUGAUAUUCAAUACAUUUGUUCUCUGUCAAAUCUUUAAUGAGUUCAAUGCAAGGAAUCUGGAGAAGAAGAACAUAUUCAAGGGGAUACAAAGGAACAAGUUGUUUUUAGCUAUUAUUGGAAUUACCUUGGUUCUACAAGCAGUAAUGGUGGAGUUUCUGAAGAAGUUCGCCAAUACUGAGAGAUUGGAUUGGAAGCAAUGGGUGGUUUGCAUUGGCAUUGCUGCUGUCUCUUGGCCAAUUGGUUGGCUUGUUAAGUGCAUUCCCGUUGACGGCCAGCUUCCAAAGCAAAGGGCUUCUUCAUCAUAAAAUAUGGGGCAUUAUGAGAUUGUCUUCUUUUUUUUUUUUUUUGCUCUCUGGUUUGUUAAACUAACAAUUAAUUUUAGCUUCUUCAGUAGUCACAGAUAACUAGUCCUAGAGCAAUUUGUUUAACAGAACAUUCCAGCUAUGUCUUGUAUAUAUCUAGCUCCUAGUUAUCACAUCUUUUGGUUAUGAAUGGAAUUUUCUCCAGAA